UGCAACUGCACAAACACAGAGUGGGUACGUACUCUUUCAAAAUCAACACUACCAAGAACAACAACAAGAAGAACAAAAUGGGCAGGAUCGUCGCCACACCAUUGUACGGUCCACUCCAAUCCACUCUAUUCCUUUUCCAUUUUCAGAAGCCUUCCCUCAACCCCUAUGCGCCCUUAAAUCGAAUAUCAUUCUCUUUCUACUCAACUGCACCACCAGCAGCAGCAGCAGCAGCAGCAGCGGCAGCAGUUAUGGUUAUGGUUAGUUACCCUUCUCCUCCUGUACUUCAUCAACGUAUACACUCACUUCAGUUGAGGAGAACCAGAGAUUAUGAGAGGCUUUGAGGGAGCUCUGGAGUGUCUUAGGGCUCUUGUGGAGACCAAAGUUUGGGAUUAUUGCAUUGUUUGGAGAUCGAGGGAUGAUUCUUCCAGGUUCAUUGAUUGGGUAGGUUGCUGCUGUAGCGGUGGAAGUUUCGACGACGGUGGGAAAAGGGAAGCCGGUGAGACAAUCCCAGCUACCCUUUGUAAGGACACUCGAUUUCGACAUUUUAGGAGAACAAAUGCUUGCCAAGCACUUGCUCAGUUCCCUUCUACUAUAUCAUUGAACUCUGGGGUUCAUGGAGAUGUUUUGAUUUCGAACCAACCCAUGUGGCUUACGAGUGCUGAAGUUUCUUCUACUUCAAGCUUUUCACAUGAGUUGACUGGAACUCGUGUUCUAAUACCAAUUUCUGCUGGCAUUGUGGAGCUUUUUGCGACAAAACAUAUGCCGAGAGACAGAGAGGUUAUAGACUUUGUAAUGGCUCACUGUAAUAUCUCUAUGGAGCAAGAAUUUGAUACAGAGAGUGAAUUGGAUGGUGACCUCAAUGAGAAAAGACUUGAUUCAUGUACCAAGUACUAUUCAGUAGACUGGCCUGAUCCUCAGCCCUUGCUUGAUUUCAAGUCCAAGUUAGAAAUUCUUCCUUCCGUGUCCCAGUCCAACUCCUUUCCUAGCUGUGAAGGAUCAUCCAGUGGCUCAAAGCCUUCCAAUGAGCAUCACUACUUUGAUUCCUAUUCAAGUUUGGUUUCACGUGGGUUCUUCAACCAACCAAUUCACAGGUCCUUUGAAUCCAAGAGGCCAACGCCCCAGGAAGAUUUGCUUGAACAACAAAGAGAUGUGGUUUCGGAUUAUUCAAAGUUCUUGCAGAAAGAUGAAGCCAAAACUGGAGGAGGGAGACAAGGAAAGGAAAUUUACAAAUCCAAAAAUCUUAUCACAGAGAGGAGAAGAAGAAACAAGAUUAGGGAUCGUCUCUACGCGUUACGUGCCUUAGUCCCUAAUAUAUCCAAGAUGGAUAGAGCAUCAAUCAUUGUGGAUGCUAUCAACUACAUCAGAGAGUUGGAAGAGAAUGUGAAAAACCUCCAGAAUGAACUUGUUCAAUUGGAGCACAAAGACUGUCAAAAGAACAGACACUUGAAGAUUUCUCCAUCAGAGAAGAACAAAGAUGACACAAUAUAUUGGCCUCUUGUUCAGAACGAUCAACCAAUGUUUAUCCUUGGUGAGGAGAAGCCUAUGGAGGUGGAAGUGGAAGUGAUGCAAAUUAAUGAAAGAGAUUUCUUAAUCAAGCUAUUCUGCAAGCAGACACAAGGUGGUGUGGUGAGCUCGAUAGAGGCUAUGGAUUCAUUGGGGUUGCAGGUUGUUGAUGUCAAUAUUACCACCUUUGGGGGUAUGGUCCUAAACAUUUUCCAUGUUGAGGCGAAUGAAAAUGACAUUCAGCCUAAGAGACUGAGGGACUCACUAAUCAAGCUAACUAGCAGAGAAAUGAGACAAUUAAAAUAGGCUGUACAAAGGGAAAGUGUUUAUUACCCGGGCUCGACGUAAACAUCUUAGAAAGUGCAACGGAUUAUCCAAACGUCGGUUUGUGUAAUCGCCUGCACCAGUUACAUUAAUCAGCUUGAGCUAGGGAACUUGUUAUUUCAUCAAAAUGAGCCAAGUAAGUAACUUUUUUUCUUCGUUCUGCUAACUUCUUCUUUCCCUGCUGGUUAUUACUCCAACUGGGGGAAAUAUAAUACACAAACUAUGAAUGUAUAAUAUAAUGGGUAGACAUAUGGUGUUUAAAUGCAAUAAAUAGAAGACCAGAGCAUAACCAGAAGUAGAAUAUCACUGGUCAACCAAUUAUAUUA
Messenger RNA from Cucurbita pepo subsp. pepo (vegetable marrow), 2153 nucleotides. Its product is annotated as transcription factor bHLH90. Lineage: Eukaryota; Viridiplantae; Streptophyta; Magnoliopsida; Cucurbitales; Cucurbitaceae. Gene Ontology annotation, biological process: regulation of DNA-templated transcription. Gene Ontology annotation, cellular component: nucleus. The record is from RefSeq and is a predicted model, not a curated record. Gene Ontology annotation, molecular function: protein dimerization activity; DNA-binding transcription factor activity; sequence-specific DNA binding.